Pieris macdunnoughi is the source of this 1704-nucleotide messenger RNA. The record is from the annotation of a GenBank genome assembly. Lineage: Eukaryota; Metazoa; Arthropoda; Insecta; Lepidoptera; Pieridae.
AUGUUUUCUAAAUGUAUGAACUCUUUUCGAUAUUUUGAGGGUUAUGUUAAGAGGAUUAUGAAUAUGGAUACAUCAAAUAUUAUAGGAAAACAAAGUAUAAUUGAAGGCCAAGCAGAAAUACGCGUGUCUUCUGAAAAGGUCUUUUAUAACCCAGUUCAGGAGUUUAACAGAGACUUGAGUAUUGCUGUGUUGUCCGUUUUUAUAAACGAUUAUAGAAAAGAAAAAGCUUUUAAGAAGUGUGAAAAAUUAAAAUCAGAGGGAAUAGAUUUUGAAGACAGUCAUGAUGUAUGUGUAAAUAAGAUUCCAGUUACAAUUCUAGAAGCAUUAUCAGCUACAGGUCUCAGAAGCAUCAGGUAUGCAAAAGAAGUAUCAAAUGUCACUAAGAUAAUAGCAAAUGAUUUGUCAGAGCAAGCUGUAGAGACUAUAAAGGACAACAUUGUGUAUAACAGUGUAGAUAAUGUUAUUGAAACAAGUCAUGAUGAUGCUUGCAUGCUUAUGUACAAACACAAACAUCAUUCAAAAAGAUUUACAGCAAUUGAUCUGGAUCCAUAUGGAUGCCCUUCCAUAUUCUUAGAUUCAGCUGUACAGAGUGUACAAGAUGGUGGGUUAUUGCUUGUGACUGCAACAGAUAUGGCUGUCUUGGCUGGAAACUCGCCAGAAACAUGCUAUGUUAAAUAUGGUGCCAUUAGUCUAAAAACCAAGUGUUGUCAUGAAAUGGCAUUAAGGAUAUUACUUCAAAGUAUAGAGCACCAUGCAAACAGAUACAGUAGGUUUAUAGAACCUAUACUGAGCAUAUCGGCUGAUUUUUAUAUAAGAGUAUUUGUCAAAAUCUACUCUGGUGCAUUUCAUUGUAAGAAAACUACAAGCAAACUUUCAAUGGUAUACCAGUGUGUGGGGUGUGACAAUUUAACACUGCAACCACUGGGUGCUUUUAAACCAAACCCAACUGAAAAAAAUCCAGAUCAAGUGAAGAGUUUUCUGCCAAGUGUACCACCAGUUGGUGAAUUCUGUGUUCACUGCAAUCAGAGACAUCAUCUAGGUGGUCCCAUCUGGUCAGCACCAAUACAUAAUGUUGAUUUUGUUUCUCGGGUUCUAAACCAUGUUGAAGAAAACUCUCAUAAGUUUGGCACAGCUAAGAGGAUUCAAGGGAUCUUGUCUAUGGUGCAAGAGGAGUUGCAGGACACGCCUUUAUAUUAUAUCCUGGAUAAACUUUUUGGGAGAGUACAUUUGGAGACUAUGCCUAUGUUGAGAAUGAGGUCUGCCAUACUAAAUGCUGGGUACCAAGUUUCAUUUUCGCAUGCAGCUAAAUUAUCAAUAAAGACUAAUGCGCCCGCACACAUCAUAUGGGACAUUAUCAGAACUUGGGAGAAAACUCACCCUGUUAAAGCAUCUAAAUUAGAAUCAGAUGCAACAGCCAAAUACAUUUUAAGUCAGGAUAUAAAGAACACAGUAGAUUUAACAGAGAGAACUGAUGCUAAUCCAUCAAGUAGACGAAAUGGUGCUUUACGAUUCCAGUUUAAUCCUACACGAUAUUGGGGACCUGGAUCUAGAGCCUCUAUAAAUGUUGGUGAAGAAAAGAUGUCGAAGGCGGUUAAAAAUCAAAACAAGAAAAGUAAAAAGCAGGAGAAACGAGAACAUUCGCCACGCAGUGAAGACGACGGGGCGCGCAAAAAACAAUAUGUUGUAGAAGAAUCUGUGGAUUAA